Messenger RNA from Chara braunii, 544 nucleotides. The record is from the annotation of a GenBank genome assembly. Lineage: Eukaryota; Viridiplantae; Streptophyta; Charophyceae; Charales; Characeae.
GCCUUCGGGGGGAAGUUGGAGCUUGCAUAUGCUCAUUUUUGGAAGACGGUGCACGAAGGUUAUGCCAGAGAGACUAUCGAAGCUCGUGUUUAACAAUUGGAACACCCAAUUGAUCUGGGGCUACACUCAUGGCGGCAAGGAGGAGGUCCACAUCCCUUGGGAGGAUGACCGGCCAGUGGAGGCAGAGGUUGAGGAGUGGUACAAUAUGUASGUAGUUUCAGCGGUGUCCAACGAUGGCAUCGUAGCGGACAUGCCUCAUGACGUGGAGGUGGGAGGCGAGGAUGGAGGGGAGCCACUUAUGCGAACUUGGCAGUGCAAUGACGAGUGGGAUAAAGAAGAGUGCGAGGCGGAGGACACAACCCUCGUUGGGUCCCAAGAAAAGGAUUGGCACGAGUGCACAAAGCCUGGCUGGCACUGGGAACGGGAGCUGCGGAGGAAAUCUGGUCAUUCGCAGCCAUUGCCCUCGAUGCUGUACACGGAGGAGGAGCGGGAACGGGUGUUGAAGGCAAGAGCGUCUAGGACGUGGAUGCAUGAUGCGGGGAAC